Messenger RNA from Acaulospora colombiana, 289 nucleotides. NCBI's taxonomy places the organism in Eukaryota, Fungi, Glomeromycota, Glomeromycetes, Diversisporales, Acaulosporaceae. The record is from the annotation of a GenBank genome assembly.
ACCAACCUUACUAACGCAUGGCAACCAAUGUGGUAUAAUUGAGCGUUUGGUCUCUCGAGAACUUCUUCAAAAUCCUUUUCCAGCACUUGUGGUUACCAUCGCGCACAUGUCUUCUAACAUUACUGGGGCUUACUGGAAGUGGCAAGACUACGGAAGAGAAGAUCUCAAGACCGAUCCGAUGGAGCCUUGUACCCAGGAAAUACAAUCUUACCCUGCGACAAUCAACGGGCAGCAAGUAACUCUCAUCGAUACUCCCGGACUACGGGCGGAGAGGGACCACGACAAUGAG